Messenger RNA from Ostreococcus tauri, 1467 nucleotides. Its product is annotated as Protein of unknown function DUF288. The record is from RefSeq and is a predicted model, not a curated record. The coding region runs from base 1 to 1467 and encodes 488 amino acids. Lineage: Eukaryota; Viridiplantae; Chlorophyta; Mamiellophyceae; Mamiellales; Bathycoccaceae. The transcript has a single exon.
AUGACGAUUGGGAUCAUGGGCGGGCGCUCGGUCGCGGAUGGGGGAGAAGUGACGGCGGCGAUGGGACGGCCGAGACGGGCGGGCGGAGCGCGGCGUACGGCGGCGAACGCCACGGCGGAGGCGAUGGCGAACGCGACGGCGAACGCGGUGAACGCGACGGCGGCGGCGACGGUGAACGCGACGGUGAACGCGGUGAACGCGAGCGCGGCGACGGGCGAUGCGAAACCGACGAGAUGGGUGGUCGUGACGUCCAUCAAUGCGCCGACGAGUGAUAUGCGGACGAUGUGCGGCGUCGCGGCGAAGGAUCCCGCGCUCGGAAUGGUCGUCGUCGCGGAUACGAAGACGCCGACGGAUUGGAGCGCGGAGGGGUGCGAUUUCCUCAGCGUCGAGGCGCAGAAGAAGAUGGGCUCUAAGCUCGCGGCGGCCUUGCCGUACAAGAGCUACGCGCGAAAGAAUCUUGGAUAUCUGUACGCCAUCUCCAAGGGAGCGGAGAUGAUUUACGAGACGGAUGACGACAACUUGUCGGAUUUCACCAAGGUGUUCACCCCGGAGCGCGUCCAGGACGAGGUGUGCUCGGCGCGACUGGUUGAAGACAAAGACCACGCGGCGCAAAAUGUGUACGCGUACUUCGGUCGACCCGACAUUUGGCCGCGCGGGUUCCCUCUGAAUGAAAUCAACAACACGGGUGGAAACGUGCUCAUGGAGAAGGCGGUGCAGAAGCACUACUCGCCGAUCAAGUCUUUGCUCGUGAACGGUGACCCGGACACGGACGCCAUCUUCCGACUCACACGCGGAGAGGCGAUCGGUAAGGUACAGCUCGAUGGCGAUGUCCCGCCCGUGGCGCUCGAUCACGGCGUGAUUUGUCCGUUCAACUCCCAAGCCGUGCUCUGGUCCAAGGAGGCAUUUUUCCUCAUGCUCAUCCCGGCCACGACGCCCAUGCGAGUGUGCGACAUUUGGCGAGGAUACUUCUCACAGCGCUUGCUCUGGGACAUGGGCGGACGCUUACUCUUCGACCAGGCCGACGUCGUUCAGGUUCGCACGGCGCACGACUACCUCGAAGAUUUCGAGGGCGAGCUCGAGCUGUACGCGGACGCGGGUCGCAUGGUGAAAGCGCUCUUGGAGUGGAAGCCCAAGGGAGAUAACAUGGCCGAUCGAUUCGUCGAUCUUUGCAGAACGCUCCAAGACGGCAAGUUCUGGACCGAGACAAAGUACUGCGAGGCGUGGGUGGAGGAUUUGCGCACGAUGGGAUACGAGUUUCCAAAGGUGGACGCCGGUGGCGAGCUCGUCGCUCGCUUGGGCGCUGAAACCUGCCCCGCGGUGGCACAACUCGGGUUCGAAGAGCACGUUCGCACGCUUCAGGAAAAGCUCGGGGAAAAGGCGCCUCGUUACGACAAUUCCACGUCAGCCUCGACCGAUGACGAAAACUCCGCGCCUGCCUCGCCGCGCAAACAUCGAGGACAUCAUUGA